UCCUGUUUCUUUCUAGUUUCUUAAAUACUUUCACUGCACGUUCAUUCCUAUACACACUCUUCAACGGCCAGAACCUAUGUCGUGACGAAAACGACCACUUGCUCAUUGCCAUUGGCAACGAUACACCGGUAGACUCCAAAUUUGGUGGGCUCUUCGAGUUAUAGAUCCCCGGCAUGGCCGAUAAUGCCCCCGUCGAUGUGAUCCAGUCUCAUCAAGAUGACGAUCGGGACUCGGUAGCGGGUUCCAAGCAUGAGGACAAAAUUUCACCGCAGAUACAACCCCCAACCGAUCCCGAUGAGAAGUAUAAACGCGAUGUCCCACCGGACGGGGGAUAUGGCUGGGUCUGCGUUGCAUGUGUAUUCUGGAUCAACGCGCAUACCUGGGGAAUCAACAGCUGCUACGGCGUCUUCCUCAGCUACUAUCUCUCCCACAAUGUCUUCCCCAACACGACGGCACUCUCAUACGCCUUCACCGGCGGUCUGAGUAUCUCCUGUGCCCUGCUGGUAGCUCCGCUAGCCACCUAUCUCAUCCAAGUUUUCGGCACUCGGCUCGUCGUUAAUCUUGGCGUCUUCUUCGAAACUCUCUCCCUCAUCGGGUCAUCCUUUGCCACGCAGAAAUGGCACAUCUUCCUCAGCCAAGGCGUCUGUUUCGGCUGGGGCAUGGGAUUCCUGUUCGUCGGGAGCGUGGGUAUCGCCCCGCAGUGGUUUCUGAAGCGUCGCAGUUUCGCAAUGAGUAUCACUGCGGCCGGGUCUGGAUUUGGUGGAUUGGCCUACUCUCUGGCGGUGGGUGCAAUUAUCCCCCGCUUAGGCCUGGGCUGGGCAUUCCGUAUCUUGGGUAUCGUCUCGUGCGUGGUGAAUCUCGUCUGUGGGAACCUCCUUCGAGAUCGGAACAAGUUGGUUGGGAGUCGUUUGACGGCCUUUCAUUUCCCACUGCUGCGGCGGCCCGAGUUUCUCCUUUUCUUGGCCUGGGGUGUCUUCAGCAUGCUGGGAUAUGUGGCGCUGCUCUUUAGCGUAGCCAACUUUUCCCUUUCCGUUGGUCUGACCUCGCAUCAGGGGAGUAUCGUUUCUGCUCUGUUGAAUCUUGGACAGGGUCUCGGUCGUCCCUUUGUCGGCAUGUUCAGUGACCGACUUGGCCGGAUCAAUAUCGCCACGUUCCUCACCUUCGUGUGUGGGCUGUUUUGUCUGGUCAUUUGGAUCUUUGCUGAUAGUAUGGGCGUUGUCUGUUUUUUCGCCGUGUUGGUGGGAACGGUUGCCGGAACCUACUGGGCCACCGUCUCGCCCGUUCUAGCCGAGAUCAUCGGAUUGAGAGAUCUGCCUUCUGGUCUGAGCAUUACUUGGCUCACUCUCGUUGCGCCAUGUACCGUCUCUGAAGCGAUUGCUCUCGAGCUUCGCACAACCAAGGCUGGUGGGGGAACUUCAUACUUGCAUAUCCAGAUAUUCACCGGCUUUGUAUAUAUCGGUGCCUCUCUGUGUCUCUGGGUUGUUCGGGGUUGGAAGGUAGGAGAACUGGAGAGGGCACAGCAGCGGCGAUCUGUUGCUCGCGAUGAGGCUGUCACGAAUACGGAGACACCGGGUGGAGAAAAGCGGGAUCGUCCUGCGACUGUUGCCUCGACGACUCCAUCUGAUAGUGCCGCCGAUACUCAGAUUUGGGCUCCCUUGAGCUUGAUGCGCAGGAUGGUUGCUCUCAAGCGUGUCUAAAAGUAGGAUUAGAAGAAGCACCUGAAUGAGGGUGACAUUAACGACAUGACAGAAAAGUUCAUGGCACGACA
Molecule: messenger RNA, 1768 nt
Organism: Penicillium brasilianum
Lineage: Eukaryota; Fungi; Ascomycota; Eurotiomycetes; Eurotiales; Aspergillaceae
Source: the annotation of a GenBank genome assembly